Molecule: messenger RNA, 456 nt
Organism: Colletotrichum godetiae
Lineage: Eukaryota; Fungi; Ascomycota; Sordariomycetes; Glomerellales; Glomerellaceae
Exons: 2
Coding region: 1-456 (151 amino acids)
Source: RefSeq, a predicted model, not a curated record
AUGUCCAAUACACCCCCGAAAGACCUCGAAUCCCUCCCCACAAUCUACUGCCACGCCUGGGCCGCCCGCGACCCUUCCCCCCUCCUAGCCCUCUUCACUCCGGACUCCUUCAUGACAGACCACGGAGCCCAGAUCCACGUCCCCUUCGCCUUCCUCGAGCGCCACCACAAACACUGGAACGGCGCGCACAAGGACUUUGAAGUCUACCUCGACAAGCACUUCCGCACUAUCAACAAGGGGGUUUUUGUAAACGACUUGGGGCGGCGGAAGGCGACGGGGUUGACGUUUGAGUAUUCGGGUGUCAUUGAUCUGAAGUUGAAGGGGGGUAAGAUUGCGCAGGCGGAUGAGUGGUUAAGAGUGCCUUUUGAGGAUAGUGUCUCGCCUGAUAAGUACAUUAAGAUCUCGGAGGAGAGCUUGAAAGGCGUGAUGAGGAAGGAUCUUCAUAAAGACAGUUGA